AUGGCGAAUAAUAAAAUUGAUCCCGCUUCCCCUUUUUAUCUUGGUUCUGGUGAUCAACCCGACAAUUUGAUUACUCACGUGAUCUUGAAGGUGACGUGGUUUGUUGAUGGCACCAUCUCCAAACCAACUGAGAAGAAGAAGAUGUUAGACUGUGAAACCGUGAAUUCGAUGUUGGUUUUUUGGAUUUUGAAAGCUAUUGAACCGAAAUUAGCAGCCUCUAUACCGUAUUUUGAGGAAGCAAAGAAACUUUGGGUAUACUUGGAGAAGCGUUUCUGUGAAGCUAAUGGCCCUCGCUUGCAACAAUUACAUGUGGUUAUCACCGGUUACGUUGUAAGCAAUCGACCACCAUGA
Messenger RNA from Chenopodium quinoa (quinoa), 351 nucleotides. RefSeq lists its product as uncharacterized. The transcript has 2 exons. Lineage: Eukaryota; Viridiplantae; Streptophyta; Magnoliopsida; Caryophyllales; Amaranthaceae. The coding region runs from base 1 to 351 and encodes 116 amino acids. The record is from RefSeq and is a predicted model, not a curated record.